AUGCCGGGCUCCUGCACCGACGACAUCAACGACUUCGUUGUCACAGCUGGAACCAAACAGAUGCUUCGUUGCACAGUCGAUAACAAGUUCGAGCGCCUGGAUCAGUUCUCUCAGAACCAGCUCAACAAGUAUCGUGAUGCCAAGCGGGCCGGUCGCCCUGCCCAGCUGAGAUGCCGCAAGCACAUCCAGGGCACCGCUACUGAGCUUAAAUGUGACGACUGUGACGAGUACAAGCCUCUCUCUGAGUUCAGCAACGCAUCCCGCAAAGCCUCCAACCGUUCUCGCCGCUGCCGCGAUUGCAUUGCUUGGACGGAAGCCGACAUGGCUGGCACCGAACCGCUCCCUGCUCCUGGUGCCCCCCGCGCUCCCGACGAGCAAGACUACGGACGCUAUGGCCUCCAGGACGCCGAGAAGCUUGACAAGACCAAAGAGGAGGAUUUUGAGGACGACUUGGCGUCCAUGAGCAUCAACGACAGCACCUCGAACACUACUGAGUGCGGCUAUAACCACAUCCUCACGUCUACCGCCCUCGAGACCCACAACGAUCGCCACCAGAGCGUCGGCCAUUCCUCUCCAGCCUACAAUCCGUCCUCCACUCCUUCUACCCCUAUGGUCACCAGCAGCUCCUACCACCAGCAGCCGCGCCAGCCAAUCUACACGGCGUAUGGUCACAAUGGCGAGAUUCACAAGCGGACUCAGACCCUUAUCAGCAACAGUGAUAACACCUCCGGCGUCCCUUCUAUCAAGGGCGUCUCCCGUCGCGGCGGAUUUGUCAAGUUCGACAAUCGCCGCAUGGUCCCUGAUCCACCCAGCUACUUGGUGAACCAGCCGGCCGAGGGCGCACGCCCACGUGUCUACUUCUCCGACGACAGUGAGGAUGAGGCUUAA
Cryphonectria parasitica EP155 is the source of this 888-nucleotide messenger RNA. RefSeq lists its product as uncharacterized. The record is from RefSeq and is a predicted model, not a curated record. NCBI's taxonomy places the organism in Eukaryota, Fungi, Ascomycota, Sordariomycetes, Diaporthales, Cryphonectriaceae. The transcript has 2 exons. The coding region runs from base 1 to 888 and encodes 295 amino acids.